AUGGCAAAGAUAGCUGCUGAGGCGGUCCCUCAACUCAAAUCCCAGAUCGAUGCUCUCACGGCCGACCCCGAUGGCGCUCCCGGAGUGGUCUUCGCCGCCGUCAACAAACAAGGCGAGAUCAUCUUCGAACAUGCGAGCGGUAAGGUGGGACAUGGAAAGUCACAGCCCAUGACGAUGAACAAUGUGUUCUGGAUCGCGAGUUGUACCAAGAUGAUCACCGGGAUUGCGGCUAUGCAGCUCGUCGAGCAAGGAAAGUUGGCGUUGGACGAUGUAGAGCUGGUGGAAAAGCUGGCUCCGGAAUUGAAAGCUGUGCAAGUCUUUGAGAAUGGCAAGUUGGUGCCCAAGAAGAAAGGCAUCACCUUGAGGAUGCUCCUCUCCCACACUGCUGGCUUUGGGUACUCGUUCUUCGACCAGCGCGUGCUAGAUUGGGCUGGACCCCUCGGCAUAGAUGAAUUCUCUGGGUCCUAUCACGACUAUUUGUCCCAGCCGCUUGUGAACCAACCGGGUGAAAGGUGGGAAUACGGAAUCAACAUUGACUGGGCGGGACAGCUGGUGGAACGAGCUUCCGGUCUCAAACUCAACGACUACUUCCAACAGCACAUCUUCAAGCCCAUGGGCAUCACCCACAUCUCCUUCUUCCCCACGGAGGAGAUGAAAGCCGAACUUGCGUGGAUGAACACACGUUCUCCAGAUGGAAAGCUCUCCAUCUACGCCAACGGCCAUCUGAACAGGAGACCACUGUAUGCGACGACGAAGGAGGAAAUUGACUCGACGUUCCAUGCCGGUGGAGCGGGCUGUUUCGCGAGACCAAGCGAGUAUUGUCAGAUUAUUGCCACGUUGUUGAACGACGGGGUGCACCCAGGCACUGGCAAUAGGAUAUUGAAGAAGGAAACGGUGGAGACCAUGUUCACGAACCAGAUCCCUGAUAUGCCGAACUAUGGAAGACAGGGCAUCGCUCCACCAAAACUCGACAUGUCAAAUCCCCUUCCGGAGCUGUACCCAGAUCCGCAUGAUGUCCCGCAAGGCUGGGGACUGACCUUCUUCCUCCACCUGCGCGACUCGGCGGUCCAUAGCGAGGGAACCGGUUGGUGGGCUGGACUGCCCAACCUGUUCUGGUGGGCUGAUCGCAAGAGGGGCCUCGGCGGCAUCAUUGCCUCGCAGAUCGUGCCAUUCGGUGAUCCUAAGAUCCUCGGGCUCUGGGCACAGACCGAGGCCGGGUUGAUCCAGAACCUGAAGUAG
This is a messenger RNA of Fonsecaea erecta, 1239 nucleotides long. RefSeq lists its product as hypothetical. The record is from RefSeq and is a predicted model, not a curated record. Lineage: Eukaryota; Fungi; Ascomycota; Eurotiomycetes; Chaetothyriales; Herpotrichiellaceae. The coding region runs from base 1 to 1239 and encodes 412 amino acids. The transcript has 7 exons.